CAUGCAGAGUAAAUUAUAGUAAUAAUAUCAUUAUUCAAAACAAGCUAUUUCACCAGCACUUCGUUGAAUUUUAUCACAUUUCAAACUAUUCACGGGCGGUGGUUGCCAUGAAGCAUACAGUCGUUUCAUUUGAAGUCACCGAUCGGGCGAAAAAUGUAUUCAAAAUGGCAAGUUUCAUCAAAUUCGUUUCGUUCGCGGUAUCUCUUGAUAGUUUCAAGCUUGACAAUCAUUGCAAUCUACACCGUUUAUCAAAUCGGAAGUGAAUUUAUAAGUCAUCAGCUCAUGAUAGAGCUUUACUCGCCCAACGACACUGCAAAGAGGGCGAUUGUGGCGAAAACUUGCUUUUUACUAACGCCAGAAUUGAUUUCGAAUCAAUCAGUUGAGCCUAUGAAUUUCCAAUCUCGAAACGGCAACAUAACUUUAUUUGAGGAUAUUUUCGCGGCAGAAAAGCAACCGACCCUAGAUCGAACGAUAUUUUUUAUUGAGUCUUCUUGCGUCAGAAAUGGAUUAGCUGCUCUAAAUGCAAGGCAAGCGUGUGCGAUUGAAUCAGCUGCCCGUUGGAAUCCACAUCGAGAUAUUUUUGUAUUGUUUGCUUCGCAAGUUGGAUUUUCAGAAGAAUUGUCAUCAUCAACUAUGAAAUCACUGCGUUUGUACCAAAAUAUCUAUUUUCGUCGUAUAAAUUUUCGCAACUACUCGAUGGGCACGCCAGCGGAGAAAUUUUUCAGCAAAGACACAAUUUUUGAAUCGGAAUACCUCAUUGAAACCUUCUCGGAUUUGCUAAGAUAUUUAACACUUUACCGAUUUGGUGGCAUUUAUUUAGACACUGACUCAGUCGUUCAGCAGAAUCUGGACCAUUUGCCAGCCAAUUUUGCUGGCAAGGAAACGGGAAAGUUUGUAGCUUGUGGAGCAAUUGGACUCACCAGUGACGGCCUUGGUCAUAAAAUUGCUGGGAUUAUCAUUAAAACGGUGUGUGACAAUUUUAAUCCAAAAAUUUGGGGUAACACUGGACCAGAUGCCAUAACUCUGUCUUUGUUCAAGAUUUGCAAUGUGACCAAAGUCAGUGAGAUGAAGCCAGAAAUUUGUUGGCGUUUCAAUGUUUUGCCCGAAGGAGCAUUCUAUCCUAUUCCUUAUUCACAAUGGGAGCGAUAUUUUGAUGCCCGGUUCACAAGUGAAGUUUUACAAAAAUCCAAUAAAUCAAUUGCCGUCCACUUUUGGAAUAGACUUUCGUCACAACAACCAAUUUUAAAGGAUUUCCACAACGAGACGCUUAUUAAAAUGUACCUAGACCGGCUGAACAAAACUGAAAAAAAUCAAAUUCCAAUCGGAAAAACGGCAUAUGGAGUUAUUGCAAAGAGAAACUGCCCACGGGCAUAUGAUUCAUCAGGCGAUCUAUUUUAAAGUACGCUGGAAUAAUGGACAUUUAAAUCAAUGUAAACUUCAUUCGCCUUUAACAAAAUUUAUUUUAAUUCUAUCCAUAUUAUUCGUAAAAUCUCAAUCAUGUUUACCAUCUGAUGAUAAUAAGUGCGCCCCUAUUCUCAGAAAUAUUUUCGAUCAAAAAAUCGUUUGAUUUGCGCUGUUUUUCUUGUGUUAUUCAUUAAAUAAUUCGUAUGAGUGAACAACAAUAUAUAUUUUAUGGAGUAAUCAAAAGUUUUUC
Sitodiplosis mosellana (orange wheat blossom midge) is the source of this 1654-nucleotide messenger RNA. RefSeq names its product lactosylceramide 4-alpha-galactosyltransferase-like. The record is from RefSeq and is a predicted model, not a curated record. Gene Ontology annotation, biological process: glycosphingolipid biosynthetic process. Gene Ontology annotation, molecular function: alpha-1,4-N-acetylgalactosaminyltransferase activity. The coding region runs from base 154 to 1398 and encodes 414 amino acids. The transcript has 4 exons. Lineage: Eukaryota; Metazoa; Arthropoda; Insecta; Diptera; Cecidomyiidae.